This is a messenger RNA of Brassica oleracea var. oleracea, 1730 nucleotides long. Its product is annotated as tubulin beta-2 chain. The coding region runs from base 146 to 1498 and encodes 450 amino acids. Gene Ontology annotation, biological process: mitotic cell cycle; microtubule cytoskeleton organization. The transcript is spliced from 3 exons. Gene Ontology annotation, molecular function: GTPase activity; GTP binding; structural constituent of cytoskeleton. Lineage: Eukaryota; Viridiplantae; Streptophyta; Magnoliopsida; Brassicales; Brassicaceae. Gene Ontology annotation, cellular component: microtubule; cytoplasm. The record is from RefSeq and is a predicted model, not a curated record.
AAUAAUAAAAACUCUCUCUCACUCACUCUAUCUUGAAUUCUUGAUUCAUUUAAAAAAAAACACUUACGUCCCCACUCUCUUCUCCGGAUCUCAAUCUCGGAGCCCUAGAUCUCUCCUCUCCGUUUCCACACUCUUUCCACCGAAGAUGCGUGAGAUCCUUCACAUCCAGGGAGGCCAGUGCGGUAACCAGAUCGGUGCCAAGUUCUGGGAAGUCGUGUGCGCGGAGCACGGCAUAGAUCCAACCGGUAGAUACACGGGAGACUCAGAUCUGCAGCUCGAGCGCAUCAACGUCUACUACAAUGAAGCAAGCUGCGGGAGAUUCGUCCCUCGCGCCGUCCUCAUGGAUCUGGAGCCUGGAACCAUGGACAGUCUCAGAUCUGGACCUUACGGUCAGACCUUCCGUCCCGAUAACUUCGUCUUCGGCCAAUCUGGAGCCGGUAACAACUGGGCCAAGGGGCAUUACACUGAAGGAGCUGAGCUAAUCGAUUCAGUGCUCGAUGUUGUUCGUAAGGAGGCUGAGAACUGUGACUGUCUUCAAGGGUUUCAGGUUUGCCAUUCCUUGGGAGGAGGAACUGGAUCUGGUAUGGGAACGCUUCUGAUCUCUAAGAUCCGUGAAGAGUACCCAGAUCGGAUGAUGCUUACCUUCUCAGUGUUUCCUUCCCCUAAGGUCUCUGAUACCGUUGUUGAGCCUUACAACGCUACGCUGUCGGUUCAUCAGCUUGUUGAGAACGCUGAUGAGUGUAUGGUUCUUGACAACGAGGCCUUGUAUGAUAUCUGUUUCAGGACUCUCAAACUCACUACCCCUAGCUUUGGUGAUUUGAACCAUUUGAUCUCUGCCACUAUGUCUGGUGUGACUUGCUGUCUGAGGUUCCCUGGUCAGCUCAACUCCGACCUCCGCAAGCUUGCUGUGAAUCUUAUCCCAUUCCCACGUCUUCACUUCUUCAUGGUGGGUUUUGCGCCUCUCACCUCAAGAGGAUCUCAGCAGUACCGUUCCCUCACUGUCCCUGAACUCACCCAGCAGAUGUGGGACUCCAAGAACAUGAUGUGUGCUGCAGACCCAAGACACGGUCGCUACCUCACAGCCUCCGCCAUGUUCCGUGGCAAGAUGAGCACAAAGGAAGUGGACGAGCAGAUGCUGAACGUGCAGAACAAGAACUCAUCCUACUUUGUGGAGUGGAUCCCAAACAACGUGAAGUCAACAGUCUGUGACAUCCCGCCAACUGGUCUGAAGAUGGCGUCAACUUUCAUUGGAAACUCGACUUCGAUCCAGGAGAUGUUUAGGCGUGUGAGUGAGCAGUUCACGGCUAUGUUCAGGAGGAAGGCUUUCUUGCAUUGGUACACAGGGGAAGGAAUGGACGAGAUGGAGUUCACAGAAGCGGAGAGCAACAUGAACGAUCUGGUUUCGGAGUACCAACAAUACCAGGAUGCAACAGCAGAUGAGGAAGGUGAGUACGAGGAUGAGGAAGAAGGAGAAUACCAACAGGAGGAAGAGUACUGAGGAGUAAUUACGUCAACGUCACACCUCCCUUUAAAAAAUUUAGCCUUUUGGUACUUUAUGAAAAAAGAAAAGAAAACCUCAAUUACCGGUUGCAGGUUUAUUCGGUUUGUAUGGACAAUUCUCUAGGAUCUUCUCUUUUAAAUUGUGGACUGUUAUUUCUCUACUCUAUGUUCUUAAUUUCGGUUUGGUUAUCGUUUGAAUAUUUGCCUUUACAUGGCUGUUAUCGUUUUUA